Molecule: messenger RNA, 1883 nt
Organism: Micropterus salmoides (largemouth bass)
Lineage: Eukaryota; Metazoa; Chordata; Actinopteri; Centrarchiformes; Centrarchidae
Gene: znrd2
Product: zinc ribbon domain containing 2
Exons: 4
Coding region: 89-772 (227 amino acids)
Source: RefSeq, a predicted model, not a curated record
ACCAACUACCGUAAAAACCUCAACGAAGAAGAAUACUGCGCUUGACUGUUGUGACGUCAUCACGUACAACGUGUGGCACAGAAGCAACAUGGCUCUGAAUGGAGAUGACAAUGACUUUGAGUGGGAGCCUCCAACAGAGGCAGAAAUGAAGGUGAUCCAGGCUCGCAGGGAGCGACAAGACAAAAUCAGCAAGCUGAUGGGAGACUACCUGCUCAAAGGAUACAGGAUGCUGGGAGAGUGCUGUGAUGUGUGCGGGACAAUUCUUUUGCAGGACAAACAGCAGAAAAACUACUGUGUCUCAUGUCAGGAGCUGGACUCUGAUGUUGAUAAGGACAACCCUGCUCUGAAUGCUCAGGCAGCAUUGUCCCAAGUGAGGGAGAGACAGCUUGCAGCCCAGUCCCCUGCGCUGUCCCAGGCCCCUGAACUCAGUGAAAGCGCCAGCAACAGUCAGGCAAGUGUGUCAGUUCCCAGACCAGAGCACUGUGAGGGGGCUGCCGCAGGGGGAAGAGCUGCCCUGCCUCUACCUGCUGUCCCUUCUCCUUCAACUCCUGCCUCCACCCCAGCCGUGGCCCCACCUCGCCCCCCAGUUUGUCCACAGGACGCUGCCAUCAGACCUGUGUUGCAAGAAGCUGAGGAAGCUGUUCUAACCAAACUUCGCUGGGCCACUACACAGCUAGAUAGUUCAGCCUCCCUGGAGUCAAGUAUCCAGCUCUGCAGCCUCAUCGCCAGCUGUGCCAGCUCACUGCGCAGCCUCAAAGACCUCAGCCAGUAACCACCAUGGAAAAGGUUGAAACCAUGGAUUAACGGGAACGCUCUUUCUACUUGCCUCUCCUGGAAUACUGACUCUGGUUCACUGCUUUGCAGUAUCUCUCUAUGACUGAAUCAAUGCAUAGAGCUGAAUUCAAAAUUGGUUGUGAAAUGCACUUCAAAUACGAUUAAAGGAUUAAAAUGUCAAAGUGCAUAAAUUGCUCUUCAGUUAACAUACCUAUAUGGCUGGCAGAAAUAUCGUGUUACAUGGUUUCAAAAUAUGUUACAAAUGUUUGAACAGUUGACUUGACAGAACUGAACAUUUCUAAAUACACAUAAAUACAUUAUUGCUAUUCAAUUAAAACCAUCUGACCAUUAAACAAAUCCUAAUCUGUAUUAUACAGUAAGGGACUGGUAAUGUAUUUACAUAGAUGAUUGCCUUUGGUUAAUCUAAAAUGAUCACCAAAUUCACAUCUGGGGAAAUGACAUCUGUUUUCUGAUUGGUUGUUACAUAGUAUCCAAAACAUGCUGCAAAUCACAAAAUUCAAACAAAAACUAAAACUCCAUUGCUUAAAUGCCAAUGCUGUAAGCACUACAAUGUAAGCGUUUCAAAUGUAUGAUCUGUUGGUACAUUGUUAAACACCAGUCCUCUGAUGGGACCCUCGGUGCAUUUUUCGAUUUACUGUUAAGUCUGAUGCUCGGAUAGAUUUGUUGUAUCUAACCCUCUGCUGAUUCAGAGAUUGUCAUUGUGUGCUGGCAGUUCUGAGGUUUUUAUUGUAAAUAUAUUUGAUACAUGAUGAUGGUCAUGUGAUUUGAGUGAUGCUCAGAAGAGACAGGGCAAUAUUCAGGAGUCAGGCUCGUGAUUCUUUAUUCACUAAAGACAUCUGGAGCAAAUAAACUGCACUGUUCAUCGAUAGACAGCACUUCACCGUAGAUAAAAGCCAGCUUCAGUAUUUUUCAAGGCAGUUAUGAGUUUUGUAAUUAUGUACCUGAAGCUUACCUGUUCAGGAGUUCUGCAGUUUGUUUCUAUCCACAAGAGGGCGCCAAAUGCAAAACAGUGCCAUUAAGGUUGUUAAUUAGAAAACGCUGUAUUUAAAUAAGUACCAUUUUAAGCAUCAAUAAACAAGUAAAUUGUA